Messenger RNA from Sodiomyces alkalinus F11, 546 nucleotides. RefSeq lists its product as hypothetical. The record is from RefSeq and is a predicted model, not a curated record. Gene Ontology annotation, molecular function: NADH dehydrogenase activity. The transcript has 7 exons. The coding region runs from base 1 to 546 and encodes 181 amino acids. Gene Ontology annotation, cellular component: membrane. Gene Ontology annotation, biological process: aerobic respiration. NCBI's taxonomy places the organism in Eukaryota, Fungi, Ascomycota, Sordariomycetes, Glomerellales, Plectosphaerellaceae.
AUGUACUAUACAUCAACUUUAACAUCAAUACUAGAAGUAAUAUUCUUAAUAUUACCUGCUUUAUUAGCAGUAGCUUUUGUAACAGUAGCAGAAAGAAAAACUAUGGCAAAAUAUGUAGCACCUACGCAAGCUAAUACUAUAUUAUUCUUUUUAGGUUAUGGAUUAAUACCAUAUGGACCUGGUUUAGUUUUAAAUGAUAUGGAAUUAGGUAUAUUAUAUAUGUUAGCUGUAUCUGCUUUAGCUACUUAUGGUUCUCUUAGAAGUACAGCUCAAUUAAUUAGUUAUGAACUUGUUUUAAGUUCAGCUAUAUUAUUAAUAAUAAUGAUUACAACUCAAAAAGCAGUAUGGUUAUUAUUACCUAUCUUCCCUGUAUUCUUAAUAUUCUUUAUAGGUUCUGCUGAGUCAGAAUUAGUUAGCGGAUUUAUGACAGAACACGCUGCAGUAAUAUUUGUAUUCUUUUUCUUAGCUGAAUACGGAAAUAGUGGUCUUUUAUCUGGUAUAGUUAUAGGAUUAAAAAGCUCUAUUUUUGUAUUUAUAUUUAUAUGA